Astyanax mexicanus (Mexican tetra) is the source of this 1202-nucleotide messenger RNA. RefSeq lists its product as uncharacterized. The record is from RefSeq and is a predicted model, not a curated record. The transcript is spliced from 7 exons. Lineage: Eukaryota; Metazoa; Chordata; Actinopteri; Characiformes; Acestrorhamphidae. Bases 148 to 1038 code for a protein of 296 amino acids.
CAGAGUGAAUGCAGUGUAGAUCAGUUCUAGUUUACGCACACAUUACUGCCACUGUUAGAAAGCAAUUACUCAAAUUAUAAUUAUUAUUUUUUAUUAAUAUUGCUCUAAUAGUGAAACCAGCAGACGUUAGUGAACAUUCAAAAGACAAUGAGUGUUUUAAGGAAGCUCUUCAUCAAAAGCUGGUCAUCAGAUAUUCGGUUAGAUGGACAAACUGCUAUAGUGACUGGAGCAAACUCAGGGAUCGGCAAAGAAACAGCCAGAGAUCUGGCGAAGAGGGGAGCACGCGUGAUCCUGGCCUGCAGAGACAUGGUCAAAGCUGAGCAGGCGGCCAGUGAAAUCAUUCGAGAAGUAGGCGUGUCCUCAGUGGUACCGCGGAAACUGGACCUAGCUGACACCAGAUCUAUCUGUGAAUUUGCAGAGCUCAUUUAUAACACUGAAAAGUCUCUGCAUUUACUGAUUAACAACGCUGGAGUGGCCUUCUCUCAGUAUGCUACUACAGAGGAUGGCUAUGAAAUGCAGUUUGGAGUCAAUCAUUUAGGCCACUUCUUCCUCACCUUCCUGCUGAUGGACUUGCUGAAACACUCAGCUCCUUCCAGGGUCAUUACCGUGGCCAGUCUAGCUCACUUCAUGGGAAAGAUUGAAUUUGAGGAUCUCAACAGUGAGAAGAACUACCAUCCAGUGAAGGCUUACGUACAGAGCAAGCUGGCUAAUGUUCUCUUCACCAGAGAACUAGCCAAAAGGGUGGAGGACUUGGGAGUGACCGUGUGUGCAGUUGACCCUGGAAUGGUGAAUACUGCAAUAAUCCGACACAUGAAGAAGUCCUUCCAGUUCCUUGUAAAGUCUUUCGCAUUUAUGAUUCAAACUCCAGCAGAGGGAGCUUACACCAGCCUCUACUGUGCCCUCACCCCUGACCUGCCCACCGGGUGCUACUACAGUAACUGUGCCCAGGUGCCAUGUUCCAGGGCUGCCAGUGAUGAUGCCACUGCUGCCAGACUCUGGGCUGCCAGUUGCCAUCUGCUGGGCAUUCGCUGGAGGUGAAGAGCACCAUGAAUGUCUGAUGAUGCUGCACGUUACACACAACAGGAUCUGACCAUUCCUUAAGAGAAUGUGAAGUCCAGUUUACUCUGAAACUUACAAAGAGUAUCAAUAAAGCUUCGACACAGCGUCUUAAAGAGUGAAGGUAAAGAAUUGUGGAAAAAGUA